AUGCUCGUAGAGUUCGCGCUGUGCAAUACGCGUCCAGGUGCGGUGGACGAGGGAGAAGGUCUUGCAGAGUUGGGCUCUCGACCACCCCUCCCGACUACCUGCCUCCGCUUCUCUUCCUCCCUCCCUUCACUUGCUGCCCGCUUGCCUUCUACCGCCGACUCUCACACCUCCACGCCGGGUGUCACCGCCGUCACAGCCGUGACCCGACGCCUUUUGAGCUUACCUUCUUCCCCUCUCGAUAAUACAAAUGGUUGGUGCCGUCGCUGCUCCUGCUCAGCUCCGCACAGCUGCGUAAGCUGUUGCGGAGUCGGUGCCGUCGAUCUCGCCGUCGACGCCCCGUUUCCCCUCUUGCCCCUCGAUACCCUACCCGAUCCUUCCGCUUCCCUUGCAUCACUCGGAAUCACUGGCGUCUCAACUUCGCCGGUGUGCUCGCUUGACGCCCUCGCUUUCGACACUUCCACCUUUGCCUUCGACCCUACCCUUCCUUUCCUUUCAAAUUUCGACCAUGCCGCACUCUUGACGACUUCGACCAACCUCUCACCGAGCGCAGCAGAUCUCCAACUACGUCAGCCUUUGCCGCUCCCAGCAGCAACUCUCGCUCCUCAUGAUCCUCUCGACUCUUCCUCCCACUUUUCGCCAAUCGACGACGACACUCUCAACUUCUCCCUCUUCGCUACGCCUCUCAACCUCCCGACCCACAGUGCCUCAACCUCGUCCACCUCGCCCUCCACCACAACUACCACCACCUCUCCUGAUUCCUCGGCCCUCCCUCCGGCCGCUCUCACUCCUGCUUCUUACCUCGCCGAGCAAGCCGCUCGCCCCGCCCCAACCGGUUUCCGCGACCCCUGCAUCCCGCGCAUCGCUAUCGACGCGCCAAUCCAGAAGCGCGACUCGCUCUUACCCUCAGCGACGUCGCGCAAGCGGUUGAACGCGGCGGGCGAGCGCAAGGUGGCGGCGAAGCGGCGGAAGGAGCAGCAGGCGGCGAGCGAGUCGUCGGCUUCUCCGAGCAGCGGCGAGUCGGGUGCGGCGGAGGGACUGGACGAUGGCGAGGACAUACCGCAGGAGGCGUUGACGGCGACGGAACGCAAGAGGUUGCAGAACACCUUGUCGGCUCGAAGGUGCCGGGCGAGGAAGCAGGCGAGGGUGCAGGAGCUCGAGGUCCAGAACGCGGCGUUGCGCGAGCGGGUGGAGCAGCUAGAGGUGAUGCUGCGCUUGGUAGGCGGGGAUGUGUAG
Molecule: messenger RNA, 1233 nt
Organism: Rhodotorula toruloides NP11
Lineage: Eukaryota; Fungi; Basidiomycota; Microbotryomycetes; Sporidiobolales; Sporidiobolaceae
Product: bZIP transcription factor
Exons: 4
Coding region: 1-1233 (410 amino acids)
Biological process (GO): regulation of DNA-templated transcription
Molecular function (GO): DNA-binding transcription factor activity
Source: RefSeq, a predicted model, not a curated record